AUGGAUAGUGUCAUAUCCUGGAAACGCCUAUGUCUAUUCCUCAUUGCCCUUUUAUGCUUUCAGUCGACGUUGAACUUCCUUGGAAAGUCGGACUAUGAGGUCCUCUUUGCCGCAGAAUGUACGGCCAACUUCCCUGACCUAUACUACGAAAUCGACCGAGCGGUCAAAUACUGGCACGACCGCAAGCACACAAUCACAGCCGAAGACGUCGACAUCUCCUGGCGCAACGAUGCAGCCGUACGAAUCUUGAUCCACGAAAACGAGCUCCGCAUCCUCGAGACGAAAGGAACCUUCGACAACCAAGGCUACCGCAUGCGAACGCUUUCAGUACUGAGCAUGCUCCAAGAAGCCCUCCUCAGCGCCUCUGCCGGCGGAGAGCGACUGCCCACCAUCGAAGCCGCCAUCGUGGUCGACGACAUGUCGCUCCUCUCAGGCGGACCAGACGACACGCGGUCGAUCUGGACCUUCACGUCCAACAUCCAUGAUGAAAGUCAUCGGCGGCAUUGGCUGAUUCCGGACUUCAGUAUGUACAGCGCUCGCGGGACUGGGUCGUGGAGGGAUAUGAGGAGGAGGGCGAUGGAGUUCGAUGCGCCGUUUAGUGAGAAGCUGCCGAGGGUGGUUUGGAGGGGUGUGAGGUGGACAAAUGAGGGAGUCAGGGGCUCGUUGUUGGAUGAGACCGAGGGUGAGGACUGGGCGGAUGUUAAGGUUGUUGAUUGGGAGACGAGGGAGAAUAUGAUGGCGCAGGAUGAGAUGUGCCGCUACGCCUUCACAGUCCACACCGAAGGACGUAGCUACUCCGGCCGCCUCCCCUUCCUCCUAAACUGCAACUCCCUCCCCCUAAUCCACGACCUCGACUGGACAACCCACUUCUACCACCUCCUCAUCAGCAGCGGCAAAAACCAAAACUACGUGCCCGUAAAACGCUCCUUCAUCGACCUCCCCAAAACCCUCCACCGCUAUCUCGCGCACCCGGACGAAGCGCAGCGGAUCAUCAAUAAUUCUGUCGCGACGUUUCGGGAGAAGUAUACGUCGCCGGCGGCGACGAGUUGUUAUUUUCGGAGGUUGAUUGGGGGUUGGGGGAAGGUAUCUUUUGAGCCGGGGGUUUUGAGGAAUGGGAGUGAGGUCCGGAGACGGGGGGUGUCGUUUGAGGAGUUUGUGCAUGUGGAGGGGGAUUAUAGAGGGGGUUGA
Molecule: messenger RNA, 1188 nt
Organism: Zasmidium cellare ATCC 36951
Lineage: Eukaryota; Fungi; Ascomycota; Dothideomycetes; Mycosphaerellales; Mycosphaerellaceae
Exons: 4
Coding region: 1-1188 (395 amino acids)
Source: RefSeq, a predicted model, not a curated record